GCUGUGGAUCUGCGCAGAGUGAACGCACCCACAUCUGACGCAGUUUUUAAUGACAGGAGGCUUUAGGAUCCCCACCCACUGACCCUUCCUACUUCUUCCCGAUCCAAAAACUCUUACACAAGUCAUUCCGCUGUUUAAAGACUUUGCCAGGUUUACACGAUCACAAUUAAAGAUGAGUUAUCCAGGUUAUCCCCCUCAGGCUGGUGGUUAUCCCCCUCAGGGUGGUGGUUAUCCUCCUCAGGCUGGUGGUUAUCCCCCUCAGGCCGGUGGUUAUCCCCCUCAGCCUGGCGGCUACCCUCCACAGGAUGGUGGAUAUCCUCCGCAGCAAGGAAUGUAUCCUCAAGCAGGCGGGUAUCCUCCUCAAGCAGGAGGCUAUCCUCCUCAGGCAGGGGGAUACCCGUCCCAACCAGGUGCUUUCCCAGGCCAGCCAGGAAUCUUUCCUCCCCUUCCUUCAGGUGGAUGGGGAGCUCCUACUGGUCCUGGAAUGCCUGGGUUUAAUCCAAGCAGCAUGCCUGCAAUGCCAGGAGGAGCCAUGCCUCAGGCACCAGGGAUGGGAUAUCCAGGAGGGCCAGCUCCAGGCCAGCCCAUGCCAGGCUACCCACAAGCCCCAUCACCUAAUCCAUCCAUGCCAGGCUACCAACAAGCCCCAGCAACCAACCCAUCCAUGCCAGGCUUCUCACAAGCCCCAGCAACCAACCCAUCCAUGCCUAGCUACCCGCAAGGUCCGACUCCAACUCCAAUGCCUAACUACCCAAAUCCACCUGCUGCCAAUCCGUCCAUGCCCAGUUAUGGAGGAGGAGGAGCUCCUGUAGUUAUUCCUGCUAUAAAUCGUGGAUUCAGAGGAACCAUCGCAGAUUGUCCUGGAGCUGACCCAUUAAAAGAUGCAGAGGUUCUUAGGAAAGCCAUGAAGGGCUUUGGUACUGAUGAGCAGGCCAUAAUUAACCUUCUUGGAAGUCGUUCUAACAGGCAGCGUGUCCCUCUGCUGAUUUCAUAUAAGACUUCUUAUGGCAAGGACCUAAUUAAGGAUUUGAAGUCUGAGCUUUCCGGGAACUUUGAGAAAUUGGUUUUGGCCAUGCUGAAGACUCCUGCUCAGUUUGAUGCAUCUGAGCUGCGAGAAGCCAUCAAGGGAGCCGGCACUGACGAGGCUUGUUUGAUUGAGAUCCUGUCCUCUCGCACCAAUGCACAGAUAAGAGAAAUCAAUCAAAUCUACAAAGCUGAAAACAAGAAAUCACUGGAGGAUGCAAUUAGUGGAGAUACAUCAGGACACUUUCGCAGGCUCCUCAUCUCUCUUGCUCAGGGCAAUCGUGAUGAGACAGAGACUGUGGAUAUAUCAUUAGCCAAACAAGAUGCUCAGACUCUGUACCAGGCUGGGGAAAAUAAACUGGGCACAGAUGAGUCCAAGUUUAAUGCCAUCCUGUGUGCUCGAAGCAAACCUCACCUUAGAGCAGUGUUUCAGGAGUACCAGCACAUGUGUGGCCGAGACCUUCAGAAGAGUAUUGAGAGGGAGAUGUCUGGAGAUCUGGAGAGUGGCAUGCUGGCUGUUGUGAAGUGCAUUAAGGACACACCAGCCUACUUUGCUGAGAGACUCCACAAAGCCAUGAAGGGACUGGGAACCAAAGACCGCACCCUGAUCCGCAUCAUGGUGUCUCGCUCGGAGAUGGACAUGUUGGACAUCCGCCAGGCGUACCUGAAGAUGUAUGGCAAGUCUCUCUACACUGACAUUUCUGGAGACACUUCUGGGGAUUACAAGAAAUUGCUGUUGAAGCUUUGUGGUGGAAGUGAUUAAGAAGAUGCUGCAGUGUUUGUCACAUUUAAAGAAGAUGAAAAAACUGGUGCCAUACAUUGUUCAUACAAAAUAUAUUGCCAAAAGAAUAUCUACAAUUGCAUGUUAUUGCCACAAAUAUGUAAUUAAACUAACGGUGUAAUGUCGUGUACAACCUUCUCUGUGCUGAAUUUUAUAUAAAUCUUUAUUUUAUAUAAGCCAGCCUAUUUUUUUCUUUACUAUUGCCUUUAUGCUGGGUAUGUUAUACAUCAGUUAAAAUAUUAUAGAUCUUUAAAAAAAAAAAAAAAGCACUGUUAUUGAGUCAUGUCUCCCCCCCCUUGCCAUGUUUUUCAUUUUUGAUACACCAAUAUAAAGGGGCGGAUGCCCUGUACUGGGAAUAUGUCUUUUAAUUGAAAUCUAGUAUAUAUCUGGAGAAUCUGUGUCAUGUCAAUCAAUAUUACCUGCUUUUCUGGCAUACAGUCUCAGUACACUGUUUAGGAAAACAUCUGAGCUAAUCAAACGAGUCAAGCCAAGUUGAAUCUGAUUCAAUAUCAGUGUUGUCUACUGAUAUCGGCUGUGAUAUUGACAAACCAUUUCAGAUAGGCGUAUCCCUAUUAAAUAAUUUAUCGUAUAAUAUCAGUUAUAUUCUCAGGAUUAUAUAACUCAAGAUUUUAAAUUCUGUCUGUAAACAUGUUCAGGAAUCAGGAAUUGCAGAAACAGCACUGAUAAUAGCGCCUGCUGUGACCUACUGUAUGGUCACCCCAGUUCCAGUAGCUGCUUCAUGCUGUACUCUGGGACUGAAAUGUCAAAUGUCCAUGGUAAAGUGGAAUUGCAUGUUUUAGGCUUACAGUAAUAGAAAAAUGGGAAUGUGAUAUCCUGCAUUUUGUGCUUAAUUUGUUUACUUGGUUCAUGUAUUGCUUUUGUUAUACACUCCACUGUUAUGUACUGCUGAAAAAUGAAAAAUAAAAUCGUGCUUAUAUGA
Molecule: messenger RNA, 2744 nt
Organism: Clarias gariepinus (North African catfish)
Lineage: Eukaryota; Metazoa; Chordata; Actinopteri; Siluriformes; Clariidae
Gene: anxa11a
Product: annexin A11a
Exons: 15
Coding region: 173-1786 (537 amino acids)
Biological process (GO): phagocytosis; cytokinetic process
Cellular component (GO): cytoplasm
Molecular function (GO): calcium-dependent phospholipid binding; calcium ion binding
Source: RefSeq, a predicted model, not a curated record